Messenger RNA from Dinoponera quadriceps, 1039 nucleotides. RefSeq names its product upstream stimulatory factor 1-like. The record is from RefSeq and is a predicted model, not a curated record. NCBI's taxonomy places the organism in Eukaryota, Metazoa, Arthropoda, Insecta, Hymenoptera, Formicidae. The transcript is spliced from 4 exons. Gene Ontology annotation, biological process: regulation of transcription by RNA polymerase II. The coding region runs from base 109 to 882 and encodes 257 amino acids. Gene Ontology annotation, molecular function: RNA polymerase II cis-regulatory region sequence-specific DNA binding; DNA-binding transcription factor activity, RNA polymerase II-specific; protein dimerization activity.
AGCACCUUAUAUGUGUAAAAAUUUCAAGCCGAUUGGCGGAGAAUAAUGUGUUGUUUACGCUUAAGAUUUACAUUCGAGCGAUCGUGGAAGUGCUUGUUGUAAAUUGAAAUGGAAGUUAUUAAUCGUUUCGACACGAUGGACGAAAGCGCAGAUGAGAAUAUAAUGGGGGAUGAAACCGUUGGUGUUGUUUUGGAAGAAGCGGAGAUAGUUGAUUGCGAAGCCGAAGCGGAGGCUGACGACGAUAAUAUACAGUAUCACCUGUAUGCGGUAAACAGAGGUGACAGCACAGUAACGUACAAGGUUAUGCAUGUCAGCGAAGCUAACGAGGAGAACAACGAGCAAGUUUCGAUAACUCCUGUGAAUAAUGCCGUUCAGGUUUUAGCCUCUCCGUUAAAUGGACAAUUUUAUGUACUGAGUAACGGUAAUGAUGUUGUUGCAUCAGAGACUGCGAGGUCAGUAGCACCUCGUGUAGCCAAGUUACAAAUAGAAGGACCACAAAGUAUCAUUACAGGCAUAAAGAAGAGGGACGAGAGGCGAAGAGUAACGCACAAUGAGGUGGAGAGGCGCAGGAGAGAUAAAAUCAAUACUUGGAUUUCUAAAUUAGGAAAUCUGCUGCCGGAUUGUGAUCAGAAUGCCAACGGAGAGGGAGAUGGGAAGGCGAAUGGUGAAUCACAAAGCAAAGGCGGCAUAUUGGCACGAGCUUGUGAAUACAUUGUGAAAUUAAGAGAGGAUAAGGAGAAACUGACCCAAAGUCUGGAGGAGAAUGUGCAGUUGACGGAAGAAGCCAAGAAUCUCCGACAAGUCGCGAAUGACUUGAGAAAUGAAAAUUCCAAGUUAAAAGCCCAAAUGACGAAGGACGGCAUGUUUAUACUUGGCACUUGAAUUGUGCCAUGGAUCAAUGUUAGAUAAAUUAAAGUCUUUUUAUUAAAGCUAUUUCAUUGAUCAUAUAUAUACAUAUAUAUAUAUCUUUUUUUAUAUAAUAUACUCGACACAGCAUCAAGGUCAUUAAAUAAAGAUAGAGAAAAGAAGUUGGACAGGA